GAAAACCAAAAUGGCGGCGAUGUGGAAAAUAUUUCUAAGAAGUAAAAAUGCUGGAAUUUUUUCUGUAAUCCAUGAUUGGAGUAAGAUCGCUGCCUGCAGAAAGUUUUGUUUGCCAAACAGUUCCAAGUACAGUACAGAAAGUGCGACAUCAGCGGCAGAAGAAUUCAGCCUUCGGUAUUUAGAUGGUAAACACGAAGGAAUUGCCUUGUUUGUAAUGAACAGACCAGAAGCAAAAAAUGCCAUGAGCAAGAAUUUCCUAAGACUGUUUACAGAUGCCCUUACUUGUGUGAAGUUUGACAAGAAUGUUAGAACUGUCAUCAUCAAGAGUGAUGUGCAAGGUAUUUUCUGUGCAGGAGCUGAUCUCAAAGAGAGAGCUAAAAUGGCAGCACAUGAGGUUGGACCAUUUGUAUCCAUGGCUCGUGCAGCAAUAAUGGAACUAAACAACCUACCAAUGCCUACAAUUGCUGCUCUUGAUGGCCAUGCCCUAGGUGGUGGGCUUGAAAUGGCCCUGUCAUGUGACUUUAGGAUUGCUGCUAGUAAUGCUAAAGUGGGGCUGACAGAAACACGUUUGGCAAUUAUUCCUGGUGCAGGAGGGACUCAACGUCUACCAAGGUUAAUAGGCAUCUCAAAAGCCAAGGAGAUGAUUUUUGCAGGCAAAAUGAUCAGUGGCACAGAAGCUGAAGAAAUAGGUUUAGCUGAUUAUGUUGCAGAACAAACUGAAACCGGUGAUGCAGCAUAUCAGAGAGCCCUUGUUCUAGCUGAAGAAUUUCUUCCCCGAGGACCUGUUGCUGUGAGAAUGGCCAAACUAGCAAUUAACAAGGGAAUUCAAGUUGACCUCACAUCUUCCAUGUCAUUUGAAGAAGGUUGUUAUGCUCAGGUUAUACCAACCAAAGACAGACUUGAAGGUCUGAAAGCAUUCAAAGAGAAAAGAACACCACAGUACACAGGGGAAUGAAACAAAUAACAUGGAAGAAAAGCAUGGACAUGAUGAAGUUAAUGCACAAGGAAACAAAACCAAGACUCUGGUUAACCCUUUGACACUAAGAGUGACUCGCAUCUAAUUUCUCCUUACAAUACCACCCCUGAAUCAAGCUUUAAGGUCAUGAGAAUAAAGGAAAUGAUCAACAACUAAAGAAGCUCUUGAUUCUGAAAUAAAUUCUCCUUGUCAGCACCUUACGAAAUAUAUAGCAAACUGUAUGGAGAAAUUGCACGCUGAUGUACACUCUCCCUUUAUCUGCCCAUAAUAAAACAACUGUCUUACACAUUCCUGGUGGAAAUCACUAUGAACUACUAAUGUAUAUUUUUUUUUAUUUAAUUCAAGGAGAAUUAUUUAACUAAAUAACAUCUUUCCUUGAAAAAGCACUUCUGGCCUAUUAAAAAUUUUGGCUAAAAGGAGGGGCAUUUAUUGGAGAGAGGGCACUUGUUAUUUUCCUGUAUUGUAUCUGCUGCAGGUUAAAAAUGAUAUGAAGUGGCAAUAGAAACAGGUUUUUCUUGUAUCCCUACUCUUUAAGAAAGUAAAGGGGGGGUGCUUGUUUGACAUUAUUGCUUGGGGGGAGGGGGUAGGCGCUUAUUAGAGCAUGGGUGUUUAUUCAAGGAAAUAUGGUUUAACUUUUAUCAAUCAUUUAAUAGUAUGAGUAAAUUUUAGCAGUUCAUGUUAAAAUUGCUCUCAUCUUAAGGAUCUUCUUUUAUCAGAUUUUCUCUCUUUUGAUGACAAGUAUUCUGAUCUUUUUCCACUCAUGUUGGACUUGAUAAUGUGAUUGACCUGUUCCACUAUUUCCCCUGCAAAAAAAAAAAAAAAAAAUAUUUAUUUUUAAUUUAUUUUGUAAUACCCUCCAAUAACACAGCACCACAGUUUCUUUACAAACUUACUCCCUGUGGACCAUUUCUACGUUCAUAAUAUAGUGAGUAUUUUGUGUUUUGUUCAAACACCAGUGACAGAUUUUUCCUGAAAAAUUAUGCAAAGAAAGGACAGAAAAUGUCUCACCUGCGUCAUCAGCCUCAGUUUCAAAGUCAUAAUGUUUAAACUCAUGUGCGUUUUGACUGAAGUAAACUAUUCUGAACACCGAUUUGCCAUUACUCUUCACCUCAACUGGGUCACAAGCAACCACAUUUUCCAUAUCUAUUGAAGUCUUAAGAAAAAAGAAAAGAUAGUUUUACAAGUUAGUAUUAAAAGGAAAGAGUAAAAGGAGAGAGUUACCUGGGGAGAGAACUUGAGUUAGUUAACCCUUUCGCUCUCAUGAUUUCAAUAGUAAUUCUCCUUACUGUCUGCCAUACAAUUCUUAUGAUGUUAAUUCACAGAAUUUGGCACUGGAUCAACUAAUAAUCCCCUAAUUGAAAUUUUUUUCUUUAUCCUCAUCACUUGUCUGCUUGAUAUUGUAUUGGGUAAUGAACUGACAAAAUACUGU
Pocillopora verrucosa is the source of this 2405-nucleotide messenger RNA. Its product is annotated as methylglutaconyl-CoA hydratase, mitochondrial-like. Gene Ontology annotation, biological process: fatty acid beta-oxidation. Gene Ontology annotation, molecular function: catalytic activity. The record is from RefSeq and is a predicted model, not a curated record. Gene Ontology annotation, cellular component: mitochondrion. Lineage: Eukaryota; Metazoa; Cnidaria; Anthozoa; Scleractinia; Pocilloporidae.